This is a messenger RNA of Morchella sextelata, 741 nucleotides long. RefSeq lists its product as uncharacterized. NCBI's taxonomy places the organism in Eukaryota, Fungi, Ascomycota, Pezizomycetes, Pezizales, Morchellaceae. The record is from RefSeq and is a predicted model, not a curated record. The coding region runs from base 1 to 741 and encodes 246 amino acids. The transcript is spliced from 2 exons.
AUGCUAUCUUUUGUACUCCUGACCUUCAGCACUUGUCAGGAGACCGAGACCAUACCAUUUCCCAUCACAAAAACCUUAACUAAGGGAGAAACUCCCGUAACGGUUACCCUAGCAGGGGGAGGAUAUGUAAUAUCAUGGAUCGUUUCGGAGGAAACUACCUUGGGACCAGCAACGGCUCCACCCUUUGUUACUGCUGCCACAAACGUUGUCUUUGCCAACGAAUUAACCACCUUGACGAUUUUCUACAGAGGGGGUGAAGACCUACCUCCAUCAGUAUUUGUCAUGACAAAAGCCACAUCGUGGACAAUAGCUAUAAUACCAUACACCGAACCGGACCCCAGAGAAACAGAGACAGAGGAAUAUCCUCUUUACACUCUGAAACAACCACCACCACCACCAACGCACAACCCAGACCACGCAUACACAACUACACCCGAAAGCACCUACACCUACGGAUGGGAAGACUCGGACAUAGAUACGGAUGGGAGCGAUAUCGGCCCUACCGGUAUCUACAUUUGGUUGCUGGCUGCCCUUGGCGGAUUCAUCGUUUUUGGUUUAAUAUUUAUCUGUUGUUACCGUAAAUCACCGCCAGCGCCAGAAGCACUGCCGCCCUACGACCUUGAGGGGAAAGACGCGGGAAAGACAAAUACUGAUAGGCCAGAAGCACCGCCGCCCUACGACCUUGAGGGGAAAGACGCGGGAAAGACAAAUACUGAUAGGCCAGAGGUUAUUAUCUGUUAG